Messenger RNA from Chara braunii, 935 nucleotides. The record is from the annotation of a GenBank genome assembly. NCBI's taxonomy places the organism in Eukaryota, Viridiplantae, Streptophyta, Charophyceae, Charales, Characeae.
CUUAGAUUGAGCCAGUAGGUGUGUCAGUCAGGGGGAGUAGAGUCUAAGUGGUGAGGAGUGGAACCGUUGUCUGGUUGUGCACCAAUCACCAUGGUUGACACCCGUACUGUGAAGAGCAUUGCCCCCUCCGAGGCCGAGCAGGCCCGGAUUGCCGCCCUUUUGAGAGAGAAAAAGGAGAAGAAGGAGCUCCUUAAGCAGGCGAAGUUAAAGGCCAUAGCAGAGGAGCAGGCGGCGAAGAAGAAGAGAUUGGAGGAGGAGAUGUUGAGAUUUCAAAAGGAAAAGAUGUUGCAAAUACAGUUAGAGGAGGAGGAAAGAAGAAGGGCUGCAGAGGAAGAAGCAGCAGCAGAGGAGGAGGAAGAAGAAGAAGAAGAGCCCCUUGAAAGAAGGCAUGGGGAACAGAGAGGAGAAGCAAGUGGCGCGAAGGAGGAAGACAAAUGGAGGGAGAAGAAGAUUAGUGAAUGGGUGGCUAACUUAUCUUUGGGAGAAGAUGAAGAGGCACAGCUAUAUGUGCCGCAGGAGGAGAGGGAGGUGUUUGCCAGGGCACUGGAAUUGAUAGAGGAUCCCCUGGAACGCCAGGCGACAGAGGAUGAGAAGAAGUUGGAGUGGAAGUUGAAGAUAGUGAGGGAAAAGAAAAGAAGGAGUGAGGAAGCCAGUAGAAUAGCCGGGGAGGUUGAGCGAGUGCGAAACGGCAGGCAGGAGUUGCAGGCCUAGACAGAGGUCUCUGCCAAACUCAAUAAGAUGAUGGGCUUCCUGGAAGUCUUGAGUGAGCCCUGGCUGGAGGAGCACCAGGCCCGUAAGGGUCAAGAGGUGACCCUGCAAGCGAUGCGAUCUGGGUUCAGGGAGUUUGCGAGCGACGUGGUGGGCCAUGUCGGGUCUGAAAUUAGAAGAUUGAGGGAUGGCGUGGACAAGUUCUGCGACGGCGCCAUUGAGACCGC